Sycon ciliatum is the source of this 3128-nucleotide messenger RNA. Its product is annotated as minichromosome maintenance domain-containing protein 2-like. The transcript is spliced from 23 exons. The coding region runs from base 292 to 2445 and encodes 717 amino acids. The record is from RefSeq and is a predicted model, not a curated record. Gene Ontology annotation, molecular function: ATP binding; DNA binding; single-stranded DNA helicase activity. NCBI's taxonomy places the organism in Eukaryota, Metazoa, Porifera, Calcarea, Leucosolenida, Sycettidae. Gene Ontology annotation, biological process: double-strand break repair via break-induced replication.
CUGUAAUAGUCGACUGCACUGCCUAGGCUAAACCAAAGUCAAAGAGGUAGACCAUGUAGACUCCCUCUAAUCAUAUGGGAACAAUCAACCGACGAACAAGUUUCCAGUUCACUCUUUUUGUUAAGCCCGGAGGAGCGUGUUACCAACUACUUUGUUCGUAGAUUCGGUUGGAGCAGAGAGUGAGAGCUGAAGACAGUAGUAAUAUCCAUUGCUUUCGCUGAUUGCGUUCAACGUCAGGAAUAGGAAAGAGCAGGGAGGGGCUGCGAAGGAACCUCUUUCCAGAAAGAUAGCAUGGAUCUGGGAUUACUGGAAAAUGCUUUGCAGUAUCUGUUCCUGAGAUGUGAUUUGGAUUCCCUUGCCAACCGAACCAUAAAAGAGAUACCAGGUGUCGUGCAUCGUGUUGUGCUGCCACUAGAUGUGGGUGUCUUACACCAGCACAGCGUGAAACUUGCAACACUCGUCAUUAGACAACUGCAAUCGGCCACUAAAAUAUUUCAGCUCGUCUGUUUUACGGCUUUUCAAACUCUGGAGCUACUGCCGUCCCUCAAGGUACCUGGGCAGCUACAUAUCAUCCUACGUCUCACCAACAUACCCCAAGAUAACUGGCUGACAAUACGCAAGGCAGCAUUGAUUCGCCCCCUCCCAGCAUGUGUGGUCCAGGUUCAAGGCAGAGUCUAUUCCAAGUCCCCAUCAGUACUGUAUACACAGAGUGCUUGCUAUCACUGCCCCACAACAUCAUGCCCGGGUGCAGAUCCGUACCGGUAUAUCCGCUUGCAUUGCCCUGGAGCCAGCGAGGCAGACACGGUCAGGGGACACUUUGAGUGUGACUACUGUGGACAAGAUCUACAAGAGGAUGUACAGCGGCGUGUGCUCUCAGAUCUUUGUCACAUACAACUAAUUUCUUCUGAUAUCACAGAUGUUUGCCACCGAACAAUAUCUUCAGAAACUGCUAUUUUACACCGGGUCAUCAACAUCAUCCUGAGAGAUGAACUUGCAAAUACAGUGUCCUUGGGUGAAACGUAUAGAAUUGCCGGUCAGUUGAUGUUGGAGCCGGAGAAAAACCCAUCGCAGCGAGCUCAUCUUCGCUGCACAAUGGAAGCAAUCCACGUUCAACAAGCAACUGGCUACACUGCCAUACCUCCAUCUCCGGCUGCUAACGACAAAAUUUCCAAAUUGAAGCAAGCCUGUGCCUACUCUCCUUGGGCUUUUCCUGCUACAGUAGCUUAUUCUUUUGCCGGUCAGAUAUGUCCUCCUGGGGUGUUCCACCGUCUGAAAUUGGCACUACUUCUAAGUCUUGUGACAGUGACAGAGUGUGCUUCACUGGCCAAGGAAGAUGUUACAUGUGUGCCAGAAGAAGAGGAAAUGUCUGUAAUCAACUCCAGAAAGCAUGGGCUGCAUUUGCUGUCGAUAAGUUCCGAUGACCUGUUGCAGAGCCGACUGAUGACGUAUGCCUCGCAGUUUUCCCCAACAUGCAUGUCACACAACCAGGCGACUAGUGAUUUGUUUGGCACAGUUAGCAAGGAGCCAUGCUUGCCUGGUUGCUCAGUACUAUGUGCUGGCUCACUAUUUCUGGCCACCGGUGGCAUUUGUCUGCUUGGCAAUCUAUCUCAUUACAAGAAGGAUUCUCAAACCCAGUUGCAACAUGUGCUAGAAGGUGAUUGCGCAAUAUUUUCAGUACCCUUCCGUGAUGAGUCCAACAUUGUUGGGAGAUCGUCACAGGUUCAGCAAGUACAAGUUCCUCUCAAAUGUGCCGUCUGGGCAUAUGCUGACCAGAAGAGCAAAAAGAAACACCGUCAAGUUCCAGCAGCCACAUCACUAAGCGGCAAACCAUACUUUGACAAUGUGAACCUCAGCAAAGCCCUGGUGGAUCGAUUCGAUAUGGUAGUGAGUACCCAGUCAGGCAGCCCUGUUGCUCUGGACUUGGCUGAUGCCAAAGUAUGUGAUAUGCUGCUGGAGGCUUCCUGCUCGCACUCUACUGAUUUGGAACACAGAGAAUGUCUACUGGAUGAUCAAGACACCAGACAGCUAAUUCAGUUGGCAGCUGCAAAACGACCCACGUUUGCAAAGGGAUCUCAAGAUCUCAUUCGCUCAUUUUACAUGGCAAGCCGGCAGAUGCGCUCAUCCGGUGCUUUUGGAACAGACAUACCAGCAACUGCUAUUCAUUCCAUGACCUGUGUAGCCGCUGCACAUGCUGCGUUGUGCCUGAGGAGCGAGGUCACUGAAGAUGAUGCCACAGCUGCCAUUCUACUUUUUGAAGAAUCCAUGGUAGCCUGCUUUGGAUCAUCUGUGCUCAAUGUAUCCUGUCAGCCACACUUUCGGGAUGAGGAUCUCGAUGCGUACCUGGGAGAAAAGCAUUGUGAGUACAUGAAGCAAUUCCAAAGCCAACUGCAUCACUUCUGUGCAGUACACGGGACAGGAGUGGGGGCAGGUGGCUGGGAAGAAUGAUUGUUCUUGCCUGUGUGCACUGAAGUCAAGAACUCGUCAAUGAAGCUGCUCUGUGCCAGUGCGUACACGUAUGUUUACUGACGAGUACAUGACUAUGAGCAAACUACACAAGCAUUGGCUGGCAAUCUUUUUUUAUACAUGGCGACUUACUUUCAGCGAACUCUCUAUAUAAGUUGGAUGAUUAUUAUUCAAAGUCAAUAUUAAUUCAAGUAUGGAAGGUCCUCCCACAAGACUCAUUGUUUGCUCCAGUACAUUGUGCCUUUUGCACGGGGGGUUAAUGCUGAAGCACUACUGCUAUUCUUGCUCGACGUUGAACAGAUGUGGCGAAGUGAUUUAUUUUGAUGACAUUACGUUCAUGGCGUACUUGGCCAGCUGCACGUUGCAAAUGGCAUGUUCAUACAACUCUGGUGAGAGAUAGUCACACUGCUGAAUUCUGUGACAUGCCACCCACUGAUCUGAGUGCUGUUGGCAUGGCUGUCAGUUUGUCUCCAUUGCUUACAAAGGUGUGCAUGAGGGACAGACUGGAUAGGCGCAUUGGCUGCGCAGCACUAGGCCUUUUGCAGCCUUCAACAUGGACGAAUGCCAGGCUAUGAUCCAGUGUAGGCAGGCGACCACGUUUGUAUUAGGAAACAGUUUGUUGCGGCCAGUGAAGAAUAUCAUCCUGCUGUAACUUUGGCUUAGGG